Artibeus jamaicensis (Jamaican fruit-eating bat) is the source of this 2693-nucleotide messenger RNA. It is a transcript of the gene CSAD, whose product is annotated as cysteine sulfinic acid decarboxylase. Gene Ontology annotation, molecular function: pyridoxal phosphate binding; sulfinoalanine decarboxylase activity. Bases 708 to 2189 code for a protein of 493 amino acids. NCBI's taxonomy places the organism in Eukaryota, Metazoa, Chordata, Mammalia, Chiroptera, Phyllostomidae. The record is from RefSeq and is a predicted model, not a curated record. Gene Ontology annotation, biological process: carboxylic acid metabolic process. The transcript has 16 exons. Gene Ontology annotation, cellular component: cytoplasm.
CCCUCCCCCUUGUCCUCUCCGCCGAUCUGUUAUAUCCACUUCCGGGCUGAACAAGCCUGGGCAGCCAGAAAGGGGGCGAGGCCGAGGACGCAGGCGUGUGGUGCAGCCACUGAGUGGAUGGUGCCUUCAAGAGGAAACACAGGAAGAGGGAGGGCCCGUGGUAUGGCGCGUGCGCUGUGAUGUGGCAGAGCUCCGGCGGCCAUUUUAACUGAGGGCAGGACGGAAGACCCUGAAACGAAGGUCCUGAGCAAGACUCUCCGGCGUCUGACAUUGGCUUCGCUUGGAAAAAACCCUUAGGACUCUCCGCAGCAGGAGACUAGUCUUGUUGGAGACAGCGAUUCUGGAGGGCCGUGGUCCUGGCUGCAUUAGGAAGAACGAAACGAGCUUUUCUUCAGUUUUAGCAAUUAGGAAGUGCUUAAGGUGGACUAUGCAAAGUGCACUUGAUGGAAGGAAAUGUCCAUUCUAUUUGAGUCCCAGUUUCUGUUGUUAGGUGCUGUCAGGUUGUGAGUUUAGGAGAAUUAAUGGAGAUAGCAAAAGAAAAAAGAUCUUUAUUUAUGAAAGAAGAUGAUUCCCAGCUAUUUUUUGCACAGAGGCUUCAUUUCCCUGAACAUUCUAUUAUUUGAACCACUGACGGCGACUCCUUGAGCUCUUAGGACCCUCAUAAAAUUGAGAAUGAAUAGACAGAAACAAUCAGAAAUUUUAUCCUGAUGGCUGACUCCCAACCACUCCUCUCCCUUGACUGGGAUCCCGUGGCUGCAGAAGCCUUGCUCCAGGAUGUGUUUAGGAUUGUUGUGGAUGAAAUCAUUUGGAAAGGGACCAGUGCUACUGAGAAGGUCUGUGAGUGGAAGGAGCCAGAGGAGCUGAAGCAGCUGCUGGAUUUGGAGCUGCAGAACCAGGCGGAGUCACAGGAGCAAAUUCUGGAGCGGUGCCGGGCUGUGAUCCGCUACAGCGUGAAGACCUGUCACCCUCGCUUCUUCAACCAGCUCUUCUCAGGGUUGGAUCCUCACGCUCUGGCCGGGCGCAUUGUCACUGAGAGCCUCAAUACCAGCCAGUACACUUAUGAAAUCGCCCCUGUGUUUGUGCUCAUGGAAGAGGAAGUGCUGAAGAAACUUCGGGCGCUGGUGGGCUGGAGCUCUGGGGAUGGGGUCUUCUGCCCUGGUGGCUCCAUCGCCAACAUGUAUGCUAUGAACCUGGCCCGCUAUCAGCGCUAUCCUGAUUGCAAGCAGAGGGGCCUCCGGGCGCUGCCACCCCUGGCCCUCUUCACAACAGAGGAGUGUCACUACUCCAUCAAAAAGGGAGCCGCUUUCCUGGGAUUUGGCACCGACAGUGUCCGAGUGGUCAAGGCAGAUGCGAGAGGGAAGAUGAUCCCUGAGGAUCUGGAGAGGCAGAUCUGUCUGGCCAAGGCUGAGGGUGCUGUGCCGUUCCUGGUCAGUGCCACUUCUGGCACUACUGUACUGGGGGCCUUUGACCCCCUGGAAGCAGUUGCUGAUGUGUGCCAGCGUCAUGGGCUAUGGCUGCAUGUGGAUGCUGCCUGGGGUGGAAGUGUCCUGCUGUCACAGACACAUAGACAUCUCCUGGAUGGGAUCCACAGGGCUGACUCCGUGGCCUGGAACCCCCACAAGCUCCUCGCAGCAGGCCUGCAGUGCUCAGCUCUUCUUCUCCGGGAUACCACGAAUCUGCUCAAGCGCUGCCACGGGUCCCAGGCCAGCUACCUCUUCCAGCAGGACAAAUUCUAUGAUGUGGCCCUGGAUACAGGAGACAAGGUGGUGCAGUGUGGCCGCCGUGUGGACUGUUUGAAGUUGUGGCUCAUGUGGAAGGCACAGGGCGGGCAAGGGCUGGAGCGGCGUGUGGACCAGGCCUUUGCCCUUGCCCGUUACCUGGUGGAAGAAAUGAAGAAGCGGGAAGGAUUUGAGUUGGUCAUGGAGCCUGAGUUUGUCAAUGUGUGUUUCUGGUUCCUGCCCCCCAGCCUGCGGGGCAAGCAGAAGAGUCUGGAUUACAGUGAAAGGCUGGCUAAGGUGGCCCCGGUACUCAAGGAGCGCAUGGUGAAGGAGGGCUCCAUGAUGAUUGGCUACCAGCCCCAUGGGACCCGCGGCAACUUUUUCCGCAUGAUUGUGGCCAACCCUGCACUGACUCAGGCCGAUAUGCUCUUCCUCCUUGAUGAGCUGGAGCGGCUAGGCCGGGACCUCUGAGUCUACUCCUUCUACCGUCGGCCUGGACAGCCCCUCGCCCUCACUGGCUCUGCGUAUUCCCGCCCUGUGUUCUCAAGACCAAUCUUUUUAGAAAGCAGAAUGGCUGUAACAAUGUUUAUAUCCCUUGGCCCACUAACUUUCCUAUUAAGUAGUUGAUAUUAGGAGAAUGUCUAAUAAACUAUAGUGUAUCCUUAUUAUGGAAUUUUAGUCUGCCUUUAGAAUUAUUUUUAAAAAGAAUUUUAAUUGGUAUGAGAAAAAUAAUUUUAUUAUGUUAUAAAAUUUGAAUAUAGUACUUUAUUAUAGUAAUAUCUGAGCUAUAUUAAAAAUACAUAGGAAGAGAGUGAUGAAAUAUGCCAAAAUGAUCGUAGUUUUUUUCCUGCAAUGGGAUCAUAGGCAAUUUGAAAGUUAACUUCUUUAUACCUUUUGUGCUCUCUCCUUUUAUUGUUUAAUGAAUAUACAUUACUUUUAUAAUAGAAAAAUAAUAAAGUAGAAUUUUCAACUAUA